ACCGAGUGCGUCCGCGCGAUUCUCCGCAACAGGAGAGUCGCGAGAAGCCAGUGAACCCCACUUUGCACUUCGCUUCGGACCGAUCUGUCGAUUACACGGAAAUAUUCGGAGCGAGCGCCUAGCCGGACGCGCGAGAGAGACCGCGAUCGAUUCGCCUCGGCAGAGGCGAAUGAACGCGCGCGACGCUCGGCUACGUUACUGCCGGCCACGACGACUACUGCCACGAUGGCCGAGGAAGUUGACACAAACGAUAACGCGGCGAUGGAAAGUCUAGUGCAAACCCUGCUGGAGGUCAGUGCCGGAGAAGGCGACCCUUCCACGCUCAACGAAGUGGGCGCGCUGCAGUUUCAGGCGUCGCAAGUGAUCUCGCGGCUGGAACAGGCGGUGGAGCGAGCUGCCGAAGGCGCUGCUGACAGCGGCGCCGGCGGCGAUGGCAGCACGUGGAACAAUCCCUCGGGAUUCCUGUCGCAGCCGAAAAAACCGGACGAAAUAUUGGCGCUGAUACAGGAUUUAGUACUUCACGAAGAUGCACCGCAAUCAGCAGAAGCUGAUUCUACAGACACACCAGCCAACCAAGUUACCGCACUACCAAUUUUAACUGAGGCAGCGAAAUUAGCCUUGGUCACGCAUACUGUCUCAGCUUACGCUGUAGCAUUACCAAAAUCACACGCGCAAAAACUUGCUGGUCGUCUAGCGGCCGAUACGACGAGAUGGCUCAGCCACAUCUUUCGCUUCGUCGAUUGCGCGUCGUCCUUCCACGAGGAUCACUUAGAAGGGUUGAUCAGAGUGACGAGAUUGGCCCUACACCGAAAGUAUCCCAGGUACAUGGAGGAGGGCUUUACCGCACUUGCAUCUAUGCCCCCCUUGAUUUACAGCUCCGUUGCUGCACCCUUGGGUGUUGUCCAGCAUCUGUGCAGACAGCUCUCAUUACCGCUUCAUUGCAUAAGACCAAUCCCGCAUAAUACCAUGUUCGGUUCGAGGCAUACUAUGGACAUCUCAGCAUUGGAACGACGUUUAGCGGAAGAUACGCAAUCGAAUAAUGUAACGCCGUUGUUGGUAUUGGCCGAGGCUGGCUCAGUAUUAACAGGCCAUUGCGACAACAUUACGCGAUUACGAGCGAUAUGCGACAAGUACAAUGUCUGGUUGCAUCUCAGAGGACAUUCAUUAGCCGCACUUGUAUUGAACAAUUCGGCGAAGGAUUUGCCGUCGAAGAUAGCGGACAGCAUUACGUUACCACUCGGAGUUUGGUUGGGUAUACCUUCACUACCGGUGGUUACAUUGUACAGAUUAGCGGAUAUCAAAGGGGGCAGGCCUACUCCCAGAGAUACCACGUUAUCUCUGGUUUCAGGAUUGUUGGCAGAUUCGUUAUCAAGACGUUUACCGACCUUGCCCUUGUGGGCUGUUUUGCAGAUCUUAGGUCGAGACGGUGUGCAUAACCGAUUCAAAAGAUGUUUCUUGGCUGUGGAGGAAUUGUACAAUAAAAUUAAAGGAUUCCCUUGUAUUAGAAUAUUGAGUCAAUCGCCAGGCAGUGAAACGGAAUCUUACACGAUAAAUGAGUAUCUGGCGAAUCCUGUAAACAAUCUACAGUUAUUCGAGGUAGUGGCGAGCGCGUUAGUUUUCCAAUUUGUAUCCGCGAAUAAGGGUCUUCAGACCAUGGAACGUGUAAUACCCUAUUACGACAAGUUAAACUCCUGGUUAGGGCAGAUUCUUCAAAGGGACAUUGAUAAUGUACAAAUAGAGCUUUGUGAUAUAGAACAAUGCGGUGUAGCGAUCCGUAUAUGCCCAUUAGAGAACCCCGAUCGGCCGCCAGCGACCGAGGAUAUAGAUAAUCUGGUAACUUGUCUUCAACAACAAAUAGAAAUAUUGAUAGCCACAGUGGAGCAUAAGAAUACGUUCGUGCGUUUAGUCAUGGAGAACGAUUCUUUACAUUUGGUAGAAAUGCCAGGUUGGGCGGGUCUGGGAGGCGUGCGUUACGCUCCACCUACAUGGAUUCACGUGAUGACCGAUCAGACGAAAGAGGAAUUAAAUAGACUGAACACGCAGCUGGUCGAGACUCUACGCAGCACCGACGCUGCGUUUUCUCUCGGGGAAGGCGCGGAUGGUCUCGCGUGCGUGCGAUUUGGCAUGGUAACGCAAGAUACGGACGUGGCUGAACUGUUGUCUUUAGUCUUGCAAGUCGGCCAAGAAGUGGAAGCUAGCUCCAAAAUGUUGGACACUAUAUCCGAAGUAGUGAAAAGAGGAAUCGAGACGGCGCAAAUCGACUUGGAGAGAGAAAACGCAGAGAAGCUGUGGCAAGAAGGUAUCCUCCGACAUGUCCCCGUAGUAGGGACAUUCGUUAAUUGGUGGAGUCCUCCUUCCAAGGAGACAGGCGUUCGUGGCCGUAGUCUAAAUCUGCAAGCUGGUGUCGUGGAGAGUACCGAGAAUAUUUACAAAUAUCACAUGCAGUUGCAACCAAAUUUCACAAACAGCAACGGUUCCGGCGCUAGAACGCCGCCGCAGCCGUUGGUGCAAACACCGGUCGGCGCUAGCAGUCAGAGUCAGAGCCACAGUCGAUCGUCUAGCCAUUCUAGCCUGCAGAGCGGUAAGAGUAUGCCUCUGAUAAGCAAUGCCAAUUCCCAGCAUCAAGUGAAGGAAGAACCCGGCCCGGUCAAGUCGUAGUAAACAUUGCAUCCACAUUGCCAUUGCACCGAGAGCACAUUGUUCUCGAGUGAUUGAAUGUGGCACAAGAGCGGUGCUUUGACGUGAAUAUUGAGGAACGCUUUUCUUUCUAGCAGAUAUUCUUUACAUUUGCAAGGAGCGUUAAAUUGUAACUCGUGCAUAGCAAGAAUCGUGCUGCAGGCGUACCGAAUGUCGUGAAACGUGCCUCAGUUUAAUUUUUCCUUGCCAUUCACUAACACUUUUCGCCGAGCGUUUCUCUCCUCCUCGAAGACGUUCACUUUUAUGUAUUUAGAAUGCGUCUCUCCCGAGCGAUCUCUUUUUUCGCAUGAAGUUUUAUCGAGCUGAGCAAUUCCAAAGCGAUCGCGACUUAAUAUCAUGGGGUGGUCCAUGUACUUAUUAGACUGAUUCAAUUGUUGCUUUUGCGAUAAGUUACAUACAAGUAAAUAACAACUUGACACUGAAAUACCUCUCGCAGCACAAUAGUCAGAAUAAAAUUCCUUCUUAAAUUG
Harpegnathos saltator (Jerdon's jumping ant) is the source of this 3167-nucleotide messenger RNA. RefSeq names its product pyridoxal-dependent decarboxylase domain-containing protein 1. NCBI's taxonomy places the organism in Eukaryota, Metazoa, Arthropoda, Insecta, Hymenoptera, Formicidae. The transcript has 10 exons. Gene Ontology annotation, biological process: carboxylic acid metabolic process. Gene Ontology annotation, cellular component: intracellular membrane-bounded organelle. The coding region runs from base 226 to 2658 and encodes 810 amino acids. The record is from RefSeq and is a predicted model, not a curated record. Gene Ontology annotation, molecular function: carbon-carbon lyase activity; pyridoxal phosphate binding.